CGUAAAUAGUUUGUGUCUCAGUCAGCACCAACACAGCCGCUCUCACUUCUGACACUUAACUUACAACAAUCUGUAACACGUCUGCAACUUCACACUCCACACUGCCAACAUACAGUGUGUGGGGUUUUCACCAGAAGGCUCAAGAUCUUAUCUGGGCACAGGACAAACUUAUCACUGCAGAGUGGUUUGAGGUGAAUUUAGGUGGGAAAGAUGGCCAAGAAUGGCACCUGCACGCAGUUUGUGCCAAACGGACACCCACAGAAGAAAGACUUGGAGGGACGGGGAUACUGGGGGCACAAAGCCGAGUACAUCCUGACUGUGAUGGGCGCAAUUAUCGGACCUGGCAACGUUUGGAGGUUUCCCUAUCUGUGUUACAGAAACGGCGGAGGUGUGUUCUUCAUACCAUACAUCUUGUUCAUGCUUACAUGCGGAAUACCCUUAUUCUUCCUGGAGACUGCCUUAGGACAGUACACCAACCAGGGGGGGAUCACGUGCUGGAGAAAGAUUUGCCCGCUUUUCCAAGGCAUGGGCUAUGCCAGCCACUUAAUCAUCUCAUUCAGUGCCACCUCCUAUAUCGUCAUCAUGGCAUGGGCAUUCUUUUACCUCUUCUCGUCCUUCAGCGCGGACUUGCCUUGGGCCACAUGUGGAAAUGAGUGGAACACAGAUGCAUGUGUGGACUUCAGCCAUCCAAAUCUGAGCCACAGCAUGACAUUCAGAGAGAAUACCACUCUUCCUGUUGCGGAGUUCUGGCAGCACCGUGUUUUGAAAAUCUCAGGUGGUAUUGAGGAGGUGGGCAGCUUGAGAUGGGAACUGGUCUUGUGUCUCAUCCUGACCUGGGUCAUCUGCUACUUUUGCGUCUGGAAGGGCAUCAAGUCGACAGGAAAGGCAGCUUUCUUCACAGCCACCUUCCCCUACGUUAUGCUGCUGAUUUUGCUCAUACGUGGUGUUACCCUACCAGGGGCAUUGGACGGGAUCAUUUACUACCUCUACCCUGAUAUCUCCCGCCUUUAUGAUCCCCAGGUGUGGAUGGAUGCUGGCACUCAGAUCUUCUUCUCCUAUGCCAUCGGCCUUGGGUUCCUAACCUCUCUUGGGAGUUACAACACUUACAACAAUGACUGUUACAGGGACUGUUUUUUCUUGUGUCUGCUAAACAGUGCAACCAGCAUUGUAUCAGGCUUUGCCAUUUUCUCUGUUUUGGGUUUCAUGACCAAAGAACAAGGAGUGGAUAUUUCUGAAGUAGCCGAAUCAGGUCCAGGGUUGGCAUUCAUUGUCUACCCACGUGCUGUAGCCAUGAUGCCCAUGCCACAGGUCUGGUCGGUGUGUUUCUUCCUUAUGAUUAUUCUGCUCGGAUUGGACAGUCAGUUUGUUGGUCUGGAGUGUCUGAUGACAUCACUGACUGAUCUGUUCCCGUCUUACCUGCGCCAAGGCGUUAGACGUGAGCUGGUUCUGCUGGGUAUCUGCAGUACCUGCUGUUUGCUCGGACUCUCCCUGGUCACUGAGGGAGGGAUGUACCUGCUCCAGCUGUUGGACCAUCACGUCUGUAGCGGCACCACCCUGAUCCUCCUCUCUCUCUGCCAGUCCGUCAGCAUUGCCUGGGUGUACGGUGCUGACCGUUUCUAUGGCAACAUCACGGACAUGAUCGGUUAUCGCCCGUAUCCAGUGAUGAAAUACUGCUGGAGCUACAUCACUCCCCUCUUCUGUUUCGGCACGUUCAUCUUCUCCAUUGUCAAAUACUCCCCGCUGAAGUUCAGCAACACUUAUGUUUAUCCACUCUGGGCCAACAUCUUGGGCUGGUUUAUUGCCACUGUCUCGCUCUCCCUCAUCCCGCUGUUUGUGAUAUAUAAAAUGAUGCAUGGAAAAGGAACUCUUCGGCAGCGAUUCUUGUUGCUCUGCCAACCUGUGGAGGACCUCCCCUUGGAUCAAAAAUAUCCUCAUACACCUGCAACCAGUAGCACUGCUGCCCACACAGAUCUCAAACCUUUUGCCGAAAAUGGGGAACUCACUCGGUGAACACAAACACGAGUUCUUCAACAGCAAUAAUAUAUUGUAAAGUCAUUCCAGAACAUGUCUCAGGGGGUGCAUUCUUGCAUUUGUUUCUGCAGUGAAGCAAUCUCAGACCCUGACGGACUGCUCUAGCUUUUUCAAAAGAAAUUUGACAAAUACCUUUAAUAUUUAAGUUUAAGAGUGGGAAGAAAGUAAAGGACUUUGAUUAUUAUCUUUUGUUUUAAUCCAAACUUUCACAUUAAGCCGUCUGAUAGAUUCAGGUCCUUGCCUCAACACCAACUCAACACCACUACAGUUAUUAGCUUAACUAACUUUUAAAAAAUGUAACCUUACAGGAAUAAUCAGAUUGUCUCAUUUGUUAAGGAAGAAUUUAAAUUGUUUCUAAAGAAUAUGGACUUCACAGGUUCACAGCUGUAAAUGGAUUCUGUGAUUCAGUAUACAUGCAAGCAUGCCAACAUCUCAAAGGCCAGUUUGCUGAUCACUUUCUGACAUGUUACACUUGAAUGUAUGCAUUUUUUAUGGUUUUUCCUCCUGUGUUUUGCAAAAUAUUGACCAAGAUAGCAUUAUACUGUUUAACUGUGCAUGAAACAUUAGCCCAUUUUGUAUGUUAGAACAUUUACUGCCAGUGUUCUCUUAAUCAUUCACUCAGACAUGUUGGCAACCUUGCUCCAUGUAGUGUUGCUAUGUAUUUGUAUCUACAUAAAUAUCAUGUGUGGGAUGUAUGCAUCCUAUAUAGUGCAACAUAAAUCUUUAUAUAACCUCUUAUACCUCUUCAAACUAUAAGUGCCUUAAGUCUUUUUUUUCUGUUCUUGCUCUCUGUAAAGUGUCUUUGAGUAUCCUGAAAAGCGCUGUAUAAAUCCAGUGUAUUAUUAUUAAUAUUAAGACAACUUAUUUAGGUUUAUCAGCUUGAUAUAAAGGUAGGUGUGGGUUUCUACAGCUACAGAAUAGAAUAUUUAACGUAGUUCUACCCAGGUAUAGCCAUUUAUACUGGACUGUCAGUCAAGAACACAUAUUUUCACUAUCAUUUACACAGGAACAAGGGGCCAGAUGUACAGUCAUGUGAAAAAAUUAGGACACCCCAUUAAAUAUUCAGUUCUUUAAUAACAAAUGUU
Messenger RNA from Epinephelus lanceolatus (giant grouper), 3116 nucleotides. Its product is annotated as sodium- and chloride-dependent GABA transporter 2-like. Lineage: Eukaryota; Metazoa; Chordata; Actinopteri; Perciformes; Serranidae. Gene Ontology annotation, cellular component: plasma membrane; cell projection. Gene Ontology annotation, molecular function: gamma-aminobutyric acid:sodium:chloride symporter activity. The record is from RefSeq and is a predicted model, not a curated record. Gene Ontology annotation, biological process: sodium ion transmembrane transport; nitrogen compound transport; amino acid transport.